Lethenteron reissneri (Far Eastern brook lamprey) is the source of this 8751-nucleotide messenger RNA. Its product is annotated as glucagon receptor-like. Gene Ontology annotation, cellular component: plasma membrane. The record is from RefSeq and is a predicted model, not a curated record. Gene Ontology annotation, molecular function: glucagon receptor activity; peptide hormone binding. Lineage: Eukaryota; Metazoa; Chordata; Hyperoartia; Petromyzontiformes; Petromyzontidae. Gene Ontology annotation, biological process: cell surface receptor signaling pathway; adenylate cyclase-activating G protein-coupled receptor signaling pathway.
CCGCUGAUGACCGCGCCGCGAUUCGUUCCCCGCUCCGCCCGGCAGCAGCAGGGAGACUCCGAGAGCAGCACGCGGCUGGUGAAGCUCACGUCCUGGAGGCAACCACGGGUUCCACGGGGAGGUGGAGACAAGGAAGAGCGACGUCGCUGUCGCGUCCAAAGCAGUGCCGUCCCGUGACGGCCCGCUCCGCCUGGCGUGAGGUGCCCUUCCUUCGGAGCGCAUGGCCAGCGAUGGGGGGGCCCCGCGCGCAUCAGCUGCUGCUUCUCGCCACGCUGUGCUGCCUCGCCCAGCUGGCGAGCCCCAAGAUACUCGAGGACACGUACGAGCGCUGGAAUGGCUACCGCAAAGACUGUUACCAGCAGCAGGAGCUGCAGCCCCUGCCCAUGGGUGUCUACUGCAACCGCACGUUUGACCGCUACGCGUGCUGGCCGGACGCGCUGCCCGACUCGGUGGUGAACGUGUCGUGCCCCUGGUACGUGCCCUGGCACGACAAAGUCCGCCAUGGCCUCGCGUACAGGCGCUGUGGCCCCGAUGGGCAGUGGGAGACGGACAGCGACGGGCAACCGUGGCGCGACCUCAGCCAGUGCGCGGACCCUCCCGUCGGGGAGCAGUCCGGUCAGUCUCAGAUCCUGAGUGGCUACAAGACGAUGUACACCGUGGGCUACUCGCUGUCCCUGGCUGUCCUCACUAUCGCGCUGGCCGUGCUGCUGUCCUUCAGGAGGCUUCACUGCACCCGCAACUCGAUCCACGCGAACCUCUUCGCCUCCUUCAUGCUGAGAGCGGCGUCCAUCCUGGUGCGCGACGCUCUGCUGGAGACGCGCUGGGAUAUGCCCCUUGGCGAGUCCAUGGACUGGGGCACCCUGAUCAGCGACGAGGCGGCGGCAGGCUGCCGUACGGCGCAGGUGCUCACGCAGUACUGCAUCGUCGCCAACUACUACUGGCUGCUGGUGGAGGGCGUGUACCUGCACACGCUGCUCGUGGUGCCUGUCUUCUCCGAGGAGACCUACUUCAAGGUGUACCUCGCCGUCGGCUGGGGAACCCCCGUGCUGUUCGUGGCUCCCUGGGUGGUGUUGAAAUAUUUGAAGGAAAAUACAGAGUGCUGGGGGCACAAUGAGAACAUGGGCUACUGGUGGAUCAUCCGCACGCCCAUACACCUCGCCAUUCUGAUCAACUUCAUCAUGUUCAUAAGAAUACUCAAAAUUAUCACCUCCAAGCUCAGAGCUCACCAGAUGGGCUACACAGACUUCAAAUUCAGGUUGGCCAAGUCGACGCUGACGCUGAUUCCGCUGCUGGGAAUCCACGAGAUUGUGUUCACCUUCAUCACGGACGAGCACGCCCAUGAUGCGCUGCGCCACGUCAAGCUCUUCUUCGCUCUUUUCUUCAAUUCUUUCCAGGGUCUUUUUGUGGCAAUCCUCUACUGCUUUGUCACCAGAGAAGUCCAAGCUGAGGUCCGCAAGCAGUGGAAGCGCUGGCGGCUGGGCAAGGAGCUCGAGAGCAGACUCAACUACAUCCAGGUGUCGAACCUGAAGGCGUCGCGGGACGAGGCCGAGCAGCGCAACGGCCACAGCAUGGCCUCCACGGGGCUGCAGGAGACCCAGGACCUGCCGAGCCACGAGGAGGCCCUCCGGCCCAACAGCCUGUGCGAUGCGCCGCUCCCAACGCCAGACACCGCUUCUCUUAAAUCUCUGCGGGCAGAAGCCCCUUUAGAGCAGCAGCAGCCGCAGCAGCAGCAGCAGCAGGAUGAUCACUCGUGCGGCACCAGCUGCACGCCUGUCGUGACUUUUGUCGGCGACGCCAGCAGCAGUGUGUGGACGGUUUGAUGGCGUCGACUCGGGGUCUUCUCGAGUUUUCGCCACUCACGUUUGCUGGGGGUGGUGCUGGAGAAGCUUUGAGGAGCUGUGUCCGUGCGGGGUGGCGAUGGCGAGUUGGGUCACAGCAGCGAGCGCGUGUCCCAAGCAUCCUUAGCGGCUGGCGUCUCGUCUCCUGCUUGAUUUGUGAGACGCGAUUGCGCGCUGUCGCAGACCUCUUCAAAACAUGCCAACCGCCACCGAGGAGGACAAUGGGACACUUUGUGACAGCCGACUGCGGAGAGCCGGACCUUGCACUCAGCGACCAUCUCCACCGGUGAAGCCUGCGGCUAAAUACAGAGUCCUCCUGUCACCCCGGCAAGCCUACCCCGAACGAUCCGUUUUUUGGGGAGUGACAAACUCGCCUGGAAUCUGUCCGAUCUCUGUUGGAUCUCAGUAUGUAAGCAGGGUUGAGCCUUGGACAAGUGCUUCGACGGGCGACCAACACCGUACAUUAACCAGUUGUUGUAGGCUGCAACUGCGAUCUGUUGUCGGCAGAGGGCAUUGCGGCAAAUGCCAGUGUUGCACUCUACCAUGCUCCACAACACCUUCGCUAACUUGCACUGACCAGCAUGACGAAGUAUGGUCAAAUGACCCGCAUGGCAUGGGGAGGCCCUGAUCCAGCAGUGGAUUGACCAAUAAAGGAUAUACAUGCGUGCACACGUGGCUGGUUUAACAACAGCUCACGUGUUCAGGAGCUUCACGUGUCAGCGCCGCUGGUGUAGCGCACAUUCAUGUAGUGACCGUGCAAGAUGAUGGGUUGAGGAUGGGGUAGGGGGUGGAAAUGAUGGUUUCGACUGGAAGCCGUUGCACGAGUUGGCAGUAAAAGCCAGAUUAAUAAUCCUGUGAGAACGCACGUGUAUUGCGUUGGGUUAUCAUAAAUCAAGACGCAGCAUGGUCACAUUCCUUAAUGGAAGGAGUUUCCUUUUUUUAAGUCUGCAAAAGGGGCCAUACGGAGGUGUGAGUAUGCCCUUGAACUGCAUUGAUAUGGCGUACACACAGGACCGACCAGAGUGGCGGACAAAACGGGAAAAUGUGCCCCUGGCCUCGCACAAAAGAGGGCCCCACAACCAUGUUGUCACUAAUAAGGGGGGCCCACGUAACAUUCUACUCUGGGCCCUUAGCCCUGGGUCUCCAGGAAUCUUAGGUCGUCCCUACGGUCCUACAGGGGCGCAGUGUGGUUGGCAUGGGCUCUAGUAAAUCAAAUUAAACGUGGGCCUUGUCCAAUUGACUUCCUCUCCCGUAGCCUGGCGCCUGUCCCCUCUAGUCCCGUGGCCACGGGCACCGGUGCAGUUAAACUGCCUGCAUACUCGAUAGCUAUGCUACUGUGUACAUGGCGCAUACGCACAUGGGGAUAUUGAGUGUAAGCCUGCCUGCCGUGCAGGGAGCAAGCAGGGCACGUCACAUGGCGUCUGCAAGGCGUGUGACGAUGCAUUGUUAUUUCAUGAAUCGCAAUCGAUGCACUACGCUCACGAUACACACACGGUUCGGGUAGUAUGUGCAUCGAUGUAUGAACCUGUUCAGUAAGUUACGCACAAACGACGUGUAAUGUUACAGUGAGGUUAAGAGAAUGAACAAAACAGUUGAAAAGAGACGGAAAAAAACACGAGAUGGUAGAAUUAUGACACGCGAAAAGACUCAGUUCCUGAUAGCGCUAUUAAGAUCAGUUACUGAAGAAGAAGCUCCCAACACGUGGUCCAAAACGUCGGACAUCGUGUCAAACCAAAAACACAUUAGAUUGCUAUAUACAGCAUAAAUGUUAAAACCAACGCAGUAGUAUCGUUCAAAGCAGUCAUUCUCAACUUGGUUCACAUGCCCGCAGCACCACACUUGUUUAAUUUUGUGCAUUUGCGUUUUGUUCCUCCUGCACAAUAUCCAUGGCGGAGUCUGCACAGCCCCUGAAAUGUUUUUUGCACCCCCCAAGUGCGAUUGACAUUGGCUGUGUCAUGCUCCAUCCCAUUGAGCAUGCCUCUGCUUUAAACACGGUCAAGCUACGGAGCUAUGUUCAGUGGCAUGAGGACAGAAAAUUUUAAUAAAAUCCGGCAGCCAGUGAUUGUAGUACGAUCAGAAAUUUCGUCAAUACAUAAAUAAUUCAACACAUAAAUAAUUCAAAUGAAAUGGUCCAAGGGAGAUAGCAAUGCUGUGGGUGUGGCAACGGUUGCUCGGAAUGAUGUUAUCACUUCCACUUCACCAGCCAAUCAGCUAUCAGGAAUACAAUCCUAAUAGCUGUCACGUGGCGGCCACAACAUCAGUGAUCUGUGCUUCAGCCUGUCUAUAGCUCUAAUGAAUGUUUUUUAUUUAGUUUUAAUGUUGAUUUAAUUCAUCACUAAUGUUAAAACGUACGUCAUUAGUAUUAUCAUUGUAAAUGUUUUACACGUUACGAAUUAUCGGUGGACAUUUUUUGACUUAAAACUUUCGUGACUCUAGAUUUGAAGUUUUCGUGACUGCAAGGAUUCAUUCUCUUUGGUUUUUUCGGUAAAGUCACUUAGGUAAAAAAUUAAAAUAAAUUAAAUCACGACGUUUCGGGUGCAACACAAGCGUCCUUCUUCAGGUGGGGACAACUUAGCGAAAGCACACCGUCCUCCUGAUGACGAUCGCUUGUGUUGUGAUCGAAACGUCGUAGAUUUCAAUUUUAUUUUAUUUACUUUAAAAUGUUCUAUCUACGUGACUUUUCCGAAAGAACCAAAGAAUAUAUCGGUUGACAAUUUUCGUUACUUUGACAAUUGACUUACGAGUGGUUCUUGACCACCCUUCAAGUUUUCUCCUGACUAACACGAUGGUUUUCUGAACUCCCGUAUGAAAUCAGAGCAACGCAAAUCUCUGCCUGGGUAAUUUCUCGACUUGCACAAGUCGCUCUCCUCUGCGGCCGCAGUUGUCAGCUGCCAUUUGAACAGGCGAAGGUGGACACCAGGUAAAUGACGACCGCUUGUGCUAAAGCACAGGUGAAAUAAGCCACCUGUUCAGCCAGCUCGGAAGCUGUACAAGAGUUGAUGUGUGUAUAAUAACUUUAAUUAUAUUCAGUAGAAGCUGGAUAUAAAGCACACCCUUUGGAAGCAAGUCCAUUAUUGUUAAAUUUCUGUUUGACUCAUCGCUGUAUUUUAUUUUAUUGUUUUCCUUUUUAUCAUUUUGGUGACCCCAGUGACUCUCGCAAAUGAGACUCAUCCUGGUUUCUUGAGUUAUCACCACCUGGUUAAACAAAAUAAACUUGCUUUUAUCCGAAGUUUGCUCAUAACAGAAGUUUCCCUUAGCCUUCCCCCACCAGUAUAUGCACUUGUUGCUUAUAUCAGGCCUGUGCUUAUGAGGUGUGCUUAUAUCCAACUUCCACUGUAGUAUAUAGUAAUAUGAAGUAUAUAGUGUAUGCCGUAUAUAUAUAAAAUGCCUUUAUGUACAAUUAUAUGGUUAAACAAAUCCCAUAUGUUUAAAGUCCCAUUUGGACACGAAACCCCAUACCAGAACAGUAAUUAAUAUAUUGUGUUUAUAGUUGAUACGUUGUGUUUAUAUAAGGUAUACAUAUCAUUGUGUUCACCUGUUACAAGGCAGAUUCAGAGGUAUCGAUGUGUUAUUGCCUGCAUGCUCUAUUUGUGAUAACUCAUUUCAGGUGUGCGAGGAAGCCCUGGGGAAGGACUCACCCUCAUUUGAAAUGUGUUUUUGCUUAUUUAUCCAAAUAGUAUUUUAUACGUUUGUGAUAUUGGCGUCAAGUCGUGUGAUAAAAAAGUGCAUUUUGAACUCUCGGGAAGCAGCGAACCACCUCGUGUCAGAGAAGAGGCCCUGAAAUAUUAAAUUGCAAAGCGACUUUAAGUCCCAUAGAGAGGGCCACCUAAUCCACACCAUCAGUGCGCCUUGUGUAUCGGUCCUGCAAGCAGUUAUCAUUGCAUCGCGAUAACACCAAACUAUUUAAUUCUGAGCUGGAACAAGCUUAAUUAAUUCUAGAUUUGAAGCUUUCGUGACUGCAAGGAUUCAUACUCUUUGUUUUUUUCGGUAAAGUCAAGUAGGUAAAAAAUAAAAUAAAUUAAAACUAAAUUAAAUAACGACGUUUCGGGCGCAACACAAGCGUCCGUCAUCAGGUGGGAAAGCAUGGUCUGCUGCUGAUGCAGACUGUUUUAAAGGUUUGAAAUGGGUGUAGCCCAAGGGUUAUAAAGGAGUGGCUGUGUCUAGUGAUGUUAAUGUGAGAAAUUAGCAUGUAACUGGGUACGGAAGUGGCUAUGUUGAUGUAAUGUAAAAGCUUAAUUAAGUGAUACAAACUAUACUUACGGAUUUUGUUUCGUACAGUCAUAGACAGCUGUUCUGCGACCAUCAACUCGCAACACUUAAUUACUCCAGUUCCAUCACGGAUAGCUGACCAUAUACAACAACGUCGAGGAUCUUAGCCAGCAGUGCUGGCUCACUGCUCUGACACACGAUUACCCCCCUGGGCAAACACAGCCGUGUCUGUCCUGACUCUCCAUUUGCCUGGAUUUUGGCAAACUCGCACACACAGGGGAGGAAGAGUUUGAUGAAUAGACCUGGCCUUGGGUCAUAUCCAUGAUAAUGGGGAACACUCUUCCAGUAUUUAUCCUACAGCAGGGGCGCAAAGCUAUGUUUUAUUUACUGAAGGCGAAAUCAUCACAAUCAUCAUCAGUCAUGUACAAUCCACUGUUGGAUGAAGGCCUCCCCCAAGCUGCCACCAUCUCUCACCGUCCUGCGAUGUAGCUAAUGUUAUCGCUCCGUCUCCUCUGUGAAUGUCCGCUCGGACGCGUUCCAUUGCUUGGGUGAAUAGACUUUCAAGUACCGUUUGCGGGCCAUACAUUAGCGUGCACUUUAGCGUUGCUCAAUAAGGGCAUAAACAAAACAAAAAAACCGCGCGGGUCGACCAAGCGUGAAGAGGCGCGUGCAGUCACAGAAUUGGCUAAGCCUGUCCACAAAUUAAAAGAUGGUUUCUCCUGCUCGAAAAUAUUCCCCUUUCAGUAUCUGAUUCAAAAAUUCAAAAGCUCAUCGUGGCUGGCAAAUGCUAUUGACGCUCUCACCACCACAGCUCACCAAUUCUCUCUACCCUCGGCCAGAUCCCCGCAAGCUGCUGCGCGGUAGACACAGGAGACACGCAGCGACAACCAAGGUCUGCCACAAUGGUAUCCCACAAUCUGCUCUCAAGGUCUGAACCUUUGUCGUCGGACUCACGGAAAACUUUACAAUUGGCGUGAAAAUAUGGUUGGUGCGGCAAAGACUCCUGCAGUGAUGGAGAGAUUUCGGGUUUUUUGUUGUUGCCGUUUUGAUGUGGUUCGGCUCGUGUGACCCGAGGUCGUAUUCGAGGAAGUUGUGAGUUGAAUCCGGCCAAUGGGGCCGUCCGUUCCCCAUUCCUGUCAUACGGUCCAGUAAGUCGUGUAAUGUGGCGGUUACCGUCGUUUGCCUUCAGUCAAAACAGCGUGGAGUUGUGAUUAAUAAGAUCUGAAGAUAACGUUUAUAAGAAAACUUCAUUUUGAGCAUUCAUAACUCAAAGCAGGCACCUACUAUAAUAUAUAUUUGUUGUGUUCUAACAUGCGUCUGUUUCCCAUGUGUAUCAUGAGAAAAACAAGUUUUGCUAGCUGGCUGUCUUCCUGGUUGACUGGCCAGGGUAAAGAGGAGGAGGGGGGGCGUGGGUUGGGGAGUGGUGGGGGUGACGGUGGGGUGUGGCCACUGGGGGUUCGCGCUACGCUGCGCUACAAAAACAGCGAUCCGAGUUCGAUUCCCACUCACGACCAACACCGGUGACAAUUACCUGAAACGGUCAUGGGCCUCCCCUAGGUCGACUCGGUUUCAAAUGAGUACCUAGUGCAACUAGGGAGACAAAGGCGGCCGAGCGUGUGCCGUGCCGGCCUUCAUAGGUGCUCGCUAAUAACACCUGCCCCAACAUUCUGUUAAAGGUCUUUGUCUUUGGGGUUGGCACGUGUGAGAGGGGAGCGAUCAAGGGUGGGAAGCAGGUGGUGACAUUGGGGGGCGGAGGAGAAUCAUCGUUCAACGAUGGCUACUUUGUAUGUACGGUGUUAAAACAAAAACAAGUGUUGAUGGAGGACAGAUGGUCAUGUCGUGCAGGCUACUCGUUUUUUAAUGGAAUGUAUUUCUGCAAGAUGAUACAUCCACAGAUUAAGUUUUGCAGCUUGCCCAGAUUAUAAUUAUUAGUGUGCUGUCAAUAUUCACAGCAGCUAUAGCAACUUCCCAGUUGAUAGUGAAUAAUGGUGGAUCGUAGGGGGUUGUGGGCCCUGCUGCAAGCAAUUAAAUGGGGUCACCGCCUGCCCAAUUUAGCCCCCCCCCCGCCUCAUCACCCACUUAUUAACCCAGCGUAGUUGCACUGUCUGCACAUUUUAUAGCUACGCCCAGGGCUUCAUUUAUCAUGGGGCCCCUCCCUCCUCUCCCCCCCCUCCCCUCCCUCCCCAAUCUCCAACAGCCAGCGUAAAUAUUUUCCUUAGCUCAGCCCUUAACAGGGAGAUCCUUAAAUUUUGAUUUAAAGCUUUCGUGACUGCAGGGAUUCAUAUUAUUGGUUCUUUCGGUAAAGUCACGUAGAAGGGAAAUAAUACAAUAAUAAUUAUUAUUCGGUAAAGUCACGUAGACGGGAAGUAAUAAAUGUUAGUUAUUUAUUUAUUUUAUUAUUUUUCUUCUACGUGACUUUACCGAAAGAACCAAGAAUAGGGAGAUCCUUGCCACGCCACUGGGAGUGAUGACGCUCUUCACGAUCGUGUACCAGGGCGGGCAGUUGUUUCGGUCAUAUCUACAUUCCACUUUCUUGACACGUUUUCUUGAGUGUUACAAAUGUUUACUUGAGUAUAUGAAUUCCCACAACAACAACAACAACACGAUAUGUGUGUUGUGUCCAGCACUUUUGGUUUGCCAAUUGCCUUUGUGUUCUCCGAGGAGACCUGAUUGUGUUGUACUGGUAUCCUUUCAAUUGUUGCUG